AUGUCGCUUCUAACCACCAAGCAGCGAGCUGAGCUCAACAAAGCCAUAUUUCAAUAUACCCAGGCGAAAAUAGCCGCAGCUGACGAUGCUAACGAUCAACUUCUACCGAUGCUAGCAGAGCUUCUAGAGAUCAAAACGCCCAACGAUGAGAUUGUUCCCAACUACUUGGAGAAAAAAUGGACGACCGUGGUCCGCCUUCAGAAAAGAAUCCUAGAUUUGGAAAACGAGGUCGCCUCCUACAAACUGUUACUAGAGACCCUGGCUCAAAGUGGAUCCAACGGGUCCGCCUUGGUGCUUCCUCGAGAUAAACUAGAUUGGAUCCCAAAUGUCAACACCACCACUUACAAAACACUGUCUACGCAACUCAUCAAUUGUGUGGCGGUGCAUCCUGUUCUUCCCUUGGUUGUGGCAGGCGCCUCUGAUGGUAGCAUUAUCGCAUGGAACAUGGUCCACGAUUCCCUGGCAAUUCCACAGAAAAUAGUGACAGCUCACACCCGAAGCGUCACAGGGCUACGGUGGCUGCCUUCGCCGGCAACAUUGGUCCCAAAUGGGCCUCAAGAAUGGAUAUUGGCGUCCUGCUCUCUGGACCUCUCUGUGAAGAUCUGGGAAGGUGACUCGUUGAAGCACGUACGUACGCUUUCUGGCCACGAACACACCGUUUCGUCUGUGGCGUUUCUGCCGACGAAUCCGCUCGUUUUGUACUCGGUUUCUCGUGAUCUUUCUGUCCGUGUAUGGGACGUUGCCAAUGGUACUUGCACUAGGAAGUUUGUCGGCCACAGCGAAUGGGCCAGGGAUGUGGACGCAGCGUCCGUGGAGCAACAUCUUGUCGAUGCCGGAACAUCGGGCUCUCUAGGCGACUUCCUCCUAACAUGUUCCAACGACCAGUCCAUAAGAUUAUCGCAUGCAAGCUCCGGCAUUGGUCUUGCACUUCUUUUGGGCCACACGCAUGUCAUUGAGAGCGUCAAGUUCUUGCCGCUUCUCUCAAAUAAAUAUCUAGACGGCUUUGUGCUCCUGAAUCUCGACAAGUUUUCGUCGUUGUCUGAGGACAUUGUGAAGAACCCGGCCUAUGAGGAGAACUUGGGUUACAAGUAUUGUGUUUCUGCUGGAAGAGACUCCUUGAUAAAAUUAUGGCUCUUGCCACCGCCUACUCUACGUCCGAAUCGCCCACCUGCUCCGUCAGAGCUCAACAACUCCCAGGGUUGGCACUUGGCAGACCUUAUAGGCCAUCAAUCGUGGGUUAAAAGCCUCAGUGUGCACCCUCUGGGUCGCUACUUAUUCAGUGGAGGAGACGACAAGGCGGUUAGAGUAUGGGACUUCUCUACUUUGGUGGAUAAGGGGCAGGUUCGUUGCAUCAAAACUUUGACGGCGCAUGAGGGAUUUGUCAGUUCGGUUCAUAUGGCCUCAGAAGACAGAGGAAGCUCUAUUGAAGAAAAUUGA
Messenger RNA from Candidozyma pseudohaemuli, 1437 nucleotides. RefSeq lists its product as uncharacterized. The record is from RefSeq and is a predicted model, not a curated record. The transcript has 2 exons. Lineage: Eukaryota; Fungi; Ascomycota; Pichiomycetes; Serinales; Metschnikowiaceae. The coding region runs from base 1 to 1437 and encodes 478 amino acids. Gene Ontology annotation, molecular function: protein binding.